CUUUUUCUUUUUUCUCUUUUUUUUUUCUUUCUCUACUUCUUUUACUUGAUUAGCAAAAAUGAGUACCCACCAACCAAUGGAAGAAGACGAUGUCGACGACUUUUUGUAUGGAUCUGAUGCUCCAGAAGAUAAUUACGGAACCACAACAAAAUCAGCAAAUAAAAAAAUUAAUGAAGAAGACGAUGAAAUAUACGAACAAUAUAAUGAAUCUUUAGCAAAUAGUUCAUUGACGAAUAUCAAAGGUGUUGACAAAGAGACGGAAUCCAACGAAAACGAUGAAGCUAUGGAAGAAGACCAAGAAGACGAAGAUGAAGAAGAUAGCGAUGAUGAUUUGGAUAUCAUUUUAGAAGCUGACGAUGAUCAACCUACAGAUUCACAACAAACAACAACCCAAAAACCUCAAGGAAUACCAACAGAAACAACAACGAAAACUUCCAAUCCACUCGUUAACAUCAAACCAGGACAACAGGUUAAAGAAGCAUCACAAACCAAUAAUACCACAUCAGAAACAACUGGUACAACUACAAAAUCAUCUGGAGGAAUUGAUUUAGAGGCAGUUGGCGAAUACCAUGGACAACCAAUUACGGAUGUGGAUUUGGACAUUUUUGAAGACAAACCAUGGCGAAAACCUGGUGCAGAUAUCACAGAUUAUUUUAACUAUGGAUUCAAUGAAGUGACUUGGAGGGCCUAUUGUGCAAAACAAAAGACAAUGAGAGACAAAAAGGUUACCGGAAAUGUUGAUAUGGAUAUGCAAAACUUAAUGGGUGGUAUGGAAGUACCAGAUUUUAUGAAGAUGGGGAUGAUGAUGCCUAUGAUGGAAGGUGGUAUGCAAAUGGGAAUGAUGAAUCCAAUGAUGAAUCCAAUGAUGGGAUUACCACCUCCUCCUCCUCCUUCCUCUUCGUCUCAAUCAUCAAUGGGCGUUCCUUCGAUGGGUGGUCCUCAAAUGGGUAGUCAUCAUGGUAAACUGGGUAACCGUAGUAGUGGAAGUACUAGUGGCUCUGGGCGAGUGAAUCAAAAUUAUGGCAUGAGUAGUAGUAGUGGUGGUAGCUCCCGUGGAUCUCGGCGUUAGUUAGUUAGUUAGUUAUAAAUCAUUAUUUUUUUCAAUUUCACUUUCAUUCCUACUGUAGAUAUUCUAUUUUUUUUUUUUUUU
Molecule: messenger RNA, 1150 nt
Organism: Halteromyces radiatus
Lineage: Eukaryota; Fungi; Mucoromycota; Mucoromycetes; Mucorales; Cunninghamellaceae
Product: Fip1 motif-domain-containing protein
Exons: 6
Coding region: 59-1069 (336 amino acids)
Cellular component (GO): mRNA cleavage and polyadenylation specificity factor complex
Molecular function (GO): RNA binding
Source: RefSeq, a predicted model, not a curated record